Saccostrea cuccullata (small rock oyster) is the source of this 513-nucleotide messenger RNA. RefSeq names its product calponin homology domain-containing protein DDB_G0272472-like. Bases 1 to 513 code for a protein of 170 amino acids. The transcript has 2 exons. The record is from RefSeq and is a predicted model, not a curated record. NCBI's taxonomy places the organism in Eukaryota, Metazoa, Mollusca, Bivalvia, Ostreida, Ostreidae.
AUGAUAGGAGCCAUUUGUUCUGCUGUAUAUAAAGUGUCGGACAGUGAGUAUUACUUCUUUGACUCACAUUCUCAUGACAGUGAUGGCAUGUCUUCUUGUGAUGACAAGGAGAACAAAAGGGAAACAACUGUAAGGAAAAUUAAAAGACAGAAUGAUGAAGUGAGGGAAAAAGAAAAAGAACUGGAUAAAUCUGCAAGAAAAUUAAAACGACAAAAUUAUGAUGUUAAAGACAAGGAGAACAAAAGGGAAACAACUGCAAGGAAAAUUAAAAGACAGAAUGAUGAACUGAGGGAAAAAGAAAGAGAUCUGGAUAAAACUGCAAGAAAAUUAAAACGUCAAAAUGUUGAAUCAAGAGUAAGAGAACUGGAGAAAACUGCAAGAAAAUUAAAACGACAAAAUUAUGAUGUUAAAGACAAGGAGAACAAAAGGGAAACAACUGCAAGGAAACUUAAAAGACAGAAUGAUGAAGUGAGGGAAAAAGAAAAAGAACUGGAUAAAUCUGCAAGAAAUUAA